Ipomoea triloba (trilobed morning glory) is the source of this 1589-nucleotide messenger RNA. RefSeq names its product probable nitronate monooxygenase. Bases 241 to 1248 code for a protein of 335 amino acids. NCBI's taxonomy places the organism in Eukaryota, Viridiplantae, Streptophyta, Magnoliopsida, Solanales, Convolvulaceae. The record is from RefSeq and is a predicted model, not a curated record. The transcript is spliced from 6 exons. Gene Ontology annotation, molecular function: nitronate monooxygenase activity.
ACAGAUAGACAGCGCGUUAAAGAUGGACACGUACAAAAAAAUUACGCAUAUAAAAUUAUUCUUUUAACGGCGGCGGCUCUGCAGAAGAUGAGAUUGAAAGGUCAGUGUUUUGCUUCUCCAGGUGGCGGCAACCAAGCUAUAUAUGCUCAGCAGAAGAUGACACAAAAAAAAUAUUGCUCCGUUUAAGUGUUCAAUACAGUUUACAAGAAGAAUCUUGAAGAAGGAUAAAGGAAAGGGGAGAUGGGUUGGAGAGGGAUAUUGGGUUUUGAGUAUGGGAUAGUGCAGGCACCAUUGGGACCUGAUAUCUCCGGCCCGGAGCUUGUAGCCGCCGUUGCUAAUGCCGGCGGACUUGGUCUCCUCAGAGCCCCUGAUUGGGAGGAUCCUGAUCACAUUAGAGAACUCAUAAGAAAGACUAGAACUUUGACAGACAAACCAUUUGGGAUUGGUUUAGUUCUUGCUUUUCCUCACGAGGAGAAUCUUAAGGCUAUACUAGAUGAGAAAGUUGCUGUUUUGCAGCUUUACUGGGGUGAAUGCACCAAGGAGCUAGUUCUCGAGGCUCAUAAGGCUGGCGUCAAGGUUGUGCCCCAAGUGGGGAGCUAUGAAGAAGCAAAGAAAGUUUCCGAUGUUGGUGUAGAUGCAAUUAUUGUCCAAGGUCGGGAAGCAGGAGGACACGUUAUUGGCCAGGAUGCUGUAAUGACCCUUGUGCCAAGAGUAGUUGAUCUAGUUCAUACUCGUGGCAUACCGGUCAUAGCCGCUGGAGGUAUAGUGGAUGAGCGUGGCUAUGUUGCUGCUCUUGCACUUGGAGCUCAGGGCGUCGCACUGGGCACAAGGUUUGUUGCAACCGAGGAAAGCAAUGCGCACCCAACAUACAAGAGAAAGUUGGUUGAACUCGAUGAGACAGAGUACACCGAUAUAUUUGGUCGUGCUAGGUGGCCAGGGGCGCCACAACGCACCUUAAAAACACCGUUUUUCUUGAACUGGAGGACGCUUCCCAGUCAUGAGAACGAGGCAAACCAACCUGUCAUUGGCCAUUCAACCAUACACGCCAGGGAAAGGGAGAUUCGGCGCUUUGCAGGGCCUGUCCCAAAUGCAACAGCAACCGGUGAUAUCGAGAGCAUGGCGAUGUAUGCCGGUCAGGGCAUUGGUCUUAUUAAGGAAAUUCUGCCCACCGGUGAAGUGAUAAGCAGGCUUGUGAAAGGAGCUCAACGUUUGAUCCAUGAACAGUAUAUGAUGGAAGUGAGCAAGUAGCUAUACACCUUACAGAAGCAAAUACCUUCAUCUUUACUGGUUUAACCCUUUCUUGUGACCAUAGCAAAGGAAAUACCUUGUUUGUUUGUUUGCUUGCUUCUGUUUUUUCUUUUUUUACAAGGAGUGCAGCAACUAUCAGAAGCUAUUUCUUUGUGACUUUAGCCGACAAAGAAAAUACAUUGUUAUGUUGUCUUCAUGUAAUAAUGUCAGCUGUAAUGCCUUAAUAAAAUGUCCCAAGAAGAAUAGGGAUGAAGAAAUAACCUUCAAAGUACUCAAUGUCCCUAGAGGUGUAUUGUAAAGUAUUUCAUGAUUAAUUAAUAUGUAAUGAAGUGUUCAUGUAA